Molecule: messenger RNA, 826 nt
Organism: Aphidius gifuensis
Lineage: Eukaryota; Metazoa; Arthropoda; Insecta; Hymenoptera; Braconidae
Exons: 3
Coding region: 119-640 (173 amino acids)
Source: RefSeq, a predicted model, not a curated record
UUUUUAUUAUUUUAGUUUUGCUGAACGCCAUAUAGAACGUUCAGCCAUUUGUCUGGUGAAUGAAUAAUAAACCUUAUAAAUUAAAAAUAAAUAAUCCAAAGAUAAAUUAAUAAUAAAAAUGAGAAAUAUUGAAAUAAAAGCAAUUUUAAAAAAUCGUGAAUUAGUUGAGAGUAGAGCUAAGAUUUUAUCUGGUUCUGGACCAAUUGUUAUUCGUCAAUCUGAUACAUUUUUUGUUGUUCCAAGAGGUCGUCUAAAGCUCAGAUCAUUUGAGAAUGGAUCUGGUGAAUUGAUUUUUUAUGAAAGACCAAAUAAUGAGGGACCAAAAUUAAGUGAGUAUGUCAAAAUGGAACUCAAAGAAACAUCAGCAUGUGAUGGAUUAAAAGAUAUUUUAAGAAAAACAAAUGGUAUUAUUGGUGUUGUCGAAAAAACUCGUCAUCUUUAUCUUGUUGGUCAGUCGAGAAUUCACAUUGAUCAAGUUAAAAAAUUGGGACAUUUUGUGGAAAUUGAGGUUGUUCUACGAGACGAUGAGAAUGUCAAAGUAGGAGAAGAAAUUUCGAAAAAUUUAAUGGAAAAAUUGGGCAUUUCUGAGGAGGAUUUAAUAUCAACAGCUUAUAUUGAUUUACUUGCACAGAAAAAAUAAAUAAAUAUAUAUGUUGAUUGUAAUGAUAGUAAUAUAAAUUUUUAAUUUUUGAUAUUUAGUUUUUUUUAAUAUAUAUAUUAUAUUAUUACACUCGAUAUAAUAAUGAGUUUAAGAAUUUUUUCUAUGUAAAAUUAGAAAAACAAAAAAAUGUAAGUCAUUUGAUUGAAUAAAAUAUUUGAGAAAUAA